GUGAAUCUUAGCUGAGUUUGAGUUUACCAUCACCAGCAGAUGAUGUGUGCAGCCCAUGAAAAUACUGAUGGUUUGGUAUUCUGAUACUGUGGUAGCCCAAAAUCUUGGCUGGUGAGAUCUUAUGGCUUGUGUCUCUUUCUUCAAUUCUUGGGGGAGACGGGUCCAUAUUUCAUCUCAUCUCUUUAAUUGAAGCCAUCCCCACUUCCCCACAACCUCUUCUCUCCACCAACACCCACAGAACUUCCUGGUUCUUCUCGUCCGACCAUCCUUUUCCUCCUUUGGACCCAAAGCAGCUCGAGCGAGUUCUCAGAGAUCUGUCCUGCUUCCACCGUCUCCUCAUCACCAUCAGGUUCCGUUUGCACCUGUCAAGACAGUGUCUUCCUCUUUCUUCUCUUUGGGCCAUUUGACAUGGAUUUCAAAUUUCUGUAAGCUCCAGAAAGCUUUUUUCUGACCCAAGGAGUUGAUCUCAGCUACUGAAGCAUGUCGUCUGCGAACUCCGAUAGCUCAGGCAACUCGGGCGCUGCAAACGGCACAGGCAAGCCGAGCCGGUACGAGUCACAGAAGCGGCGCGACUGGAACACCUUCAGGCAGUACCUCCGGAACCACCGCCCGCCGCUCGAACUCUCCCGGUGUAGCGGCGCCCAUGUGCUCGAGUUCCUCCGUUACCUCGACCAGUUCGGCAAGACAAAGGUCCACGCCGCCGGCUGCCCCUUCUUCGGCCACCCGCAGCCCCCGGCGCCGUGCCCGUGCCCCCUCAAGCAAGCUUGGGGCAGCCUCGACGCACUUGUCGGCCGCCUCCGCGCCGCCUUCGAGGAGAAUGGCGGCCAGCCGGAGGCCAACCCCUUCGCCGUCCGCGCAGUUCGGCUAUACCUCAGGGAGGUAAGGGACAGUCAGGCCAAAGCGAGGGGAAUCGCCUACGAGAAGAAGAGAAAGCGGCCGCCCCCGCCACCGCAGGGCCACAGCCCACAGCCACCUCUCCCAAUGGUAGCGGCGCCUCCUGCCGCGGCUUAUGCUCGGCAGGCGGCCGAUCUAAAUCUGGUGAACGGUGCAUACACGCAUCACGUUCAUGGACACCUGAUGAUUCCCGCGACGGAUGCCGUCGGAGACGUGGUGGUCACCGACGCGCAUCCCGGUGGUAUGAUACCACUCUCCGUGCUGAACUGAACACUUGAGUUAUUUCCAGAAGAAUUCCUUUCCAAUAUGAUGUUGGACAUAACGGUGGAUGUUAUUUGUGUUGGCAGACAUUUAGAUGGAUCUCGCAACAUAUUUUGUAUAUCCUCUUUUAAUGCUUAUGGUUUUGCUUCGUGAUUA
This is a messenger RNA of Musa acuminata AAA Group (dessert banana), 1311 nucleotides long. RefSeq names its product protein G1-like1. Gene Ontology annotation, cellular component: nucleus. Lineage: Eukaryota; Viridiplantae; Streptophyta; Magnoliopsida; Zingiberales; Musaceae. Gene Ontology annotation, biological process: response to light stimulus; mRNA transcription. The record is from RefSeq and is a predicted model, not a curated record. The coding region runs from base 481 to 1164 and encodes 227 amino acids. The transcript has 2 exons.